Messenger RNA from Lepisosteus oculatus (spotted gar), 2057 nucleotides. It is a transcript of the gene cpo, whose product is annotated as carboxypeptidase O. Gene Ontology annotation, biological process: proteolysis. The record is from RefSeq and is a predicted model, not a curated record. Lineage: Eukaryota; Metazoa; Chordata; Actinopteri; Semionotiformes; Lepisosteidae. Gene Ontology annotation, molecular function: metallocarboxypeptidase activity; zinc ion binding.
GCAGAUAGCGCCCCAGGAACUGAACUCAGGGCCUCAGUGCUGAAGACUGCAAAGCUAACCAACAUGUUAAAAAUUAACUAAGUAGAUGUGAUGCAGAAUAUGUCAAUGUAAGGUGAAAUUAAUGUACAACGAUCUUUUCAUGUCAAGGUUUUAUUAGUCUUGUGCUCAGAAGCCUAAUUGACCAAGCCUGCAAACACUGGCACAACUGGUAGUUAUUAUGUACAGUAGUUAUAAAUACCCCUUCAUUUCACGUGGAACAGCUGAGUGACUUGCAGCUGCCUUUAUUGCUACAGCCCAAGAUAACCAGGUACAGAGAGAACAUUUAUUGCCCCCUCAUUAGACCACUAUUCUUAUAAAUUCCAUGCCCAGAACAGACCUAUACCAUUUCGCCAAGAAGACCCCUCACCAUAUCUGAACUCAAGUCAGCUCCUGUACGGAAACAUGAAGCUUGCCUGGCAAAGAACUGGAUGGAUUUUUUUCUUUGUCUUUCUUCAGGGCAGCAGAGGAAUGGAGGAAAGGGGUGUGAAGACUGCAAUGUUUGAAGCUGAACAACAGUGGACCUUGAAGAAUUACAAUUACACUAAAUACCAUACAAUGGAGGAUAUAUACAAAUGGAUUAAUAUGAAUGUCGCCGAAUACCCAGACCUCGCAUCUUCUCAGUUCCUGGGGAUGACUUCUGAGAAUCGACCCAUUUAUCUCCUGAAGAUUGGUAUCAGAACGGAUACACCUAAGAAGGCCGUCUGGAUGGACUGUGGCAUCCAUGCCAGGGAAUGGAUUGCUCCUGCCUUCUGCCAGUGGUUUGUGAAAGAGAUUCUACAGAAACACAAGGAAGAUGAAAAGUUAAACACUAUGCUCCAGAACCUGGAUUUCUAUGUCACUCCUGUGCUCAACAUUGAUGGUUACAUUUAUUCUUGGCUGAAUAGUAGUACUCGCCUGUGGAGAAAAUCUAGGUCAGCUCCCCCAGCUAACUGUACUUGCUUUGGGGUAGAUUUAAACCGGAACUUCGAUGCGACCUGGGGCACUCUUGGCAUCUCUUCGGACUGCUGUUCUGACAUGUACUGCGGGACGGGACCAAAUUCCGAACCAGAGGCUAAGGCAGUGACGGAGUUUUUAAGCAGGCGGAAAGACCAGUUCCUGUGUUUUCUCACCAUUCACUCCCGUGGGCAGUUGCUACUGUAUCCUUAUGGGAAUCCGGAGAAGAAGGCUCCCAAUUAUAAAGAAUUGAAAGAACUGGGCGAAUCUGCUUCAAAAGCGAUUAAGGAUGUACAUGGAAUGGUAUACAGAGUGGGCUCUCCUCCAGAACUUUUGUACAACAAUUCUGGAUCAUCCCGAGACUGGGCGAAGGACAUUGGAAUUGAGUUUGUCUACACGUUUGAGCUGAGAGACAAUGGGACCUACGGAUUUCUACUGCCUGAAGAACAGAUCCAGCCCACUUGUGAAGAAGUCUUUGCUGGUGCAAGGACUAUCAUCAGUCACGCCCACGACAAGCACUUUCCCAGCAGCGCAGUUCCUUCUGCUCCUGCUCUCUGGAUAGCAGUGCUAGCAGCCUGGAUUUCAUUCCAGACAUUUACAUAACACAGGUAUCCGCUGUGAGGCUGUAUGGCAUCAAGAGUAUCACCACUCAUUAUGUCCAUCUAAAAAUAUCUUCCACUCAUUUUUAAGGUGUUCUUUGUCUCCACAACUGUCUUUUUUAUAUAUAAAAUCUGUGACGCAACGUGCAGGAUUUGCAGUAUGUCUUUGCUUUCCCAUAAAAAAAAUCCUGUGGUCCUGCGGUUCUCUUUUGUGUGCGAGGUUUCUCUGUUAACAUGAGAUGAGUUCAAAGCACUGUGAGGGUUUGAUCGGUAGACAUAAAAACAAGCACUUGUGGACAGAAUUUUAAAAGGGGCAUUUCAAGAGCCCAGGGUAGGGUGUUGUACUGUGUAACAAUGAAGGAGAUGUGUGCAUUGCAAUCUUCGAAGUUGCCUCUUAGAUGGGAAAAAAAUGAAGAGCAGAUUUAGCUGUUAACAUCUUGUAAGCUGUUGCCAACACUACGGUUCAAUGGAGUCUGAAAUGGCAUU